AAUCAAUAAAAGAAACAGAAAUCUAGAGAAACUCGUCGGUUGGAUUGGAUAUAUUUGGGUGGUUUAGUCUCUAGUCUGUGCUCCCAUGACGACAGAGCAUAUGAAAAAAGGAAAAUGAAAAGAAAAAACAAAGAAUGGAAAGUUUCCCUGUUUCCAUACGGAUUGGCUUUGGCCCCUGGUUUUGCCAUUUCCCUCGACACAGUUCUUCCCCCAUUACCAUGUUCUGCAUCGCCUGCCGUUUCUUCCUUUAUAUUCCUCUUCCACCGCCAUUUCCAACUUGGAGAUAUCCAUUUUUCCUAUCAUCCUAUUCCUACCACCUCCCCUUUUCUCGAUUCCAGAGUCACACAAGCUUUUUCCAACUCCAAAGCUGCGGUAUUUUUUUACAUUUUCCGCUCUCCUGGGUUUCUCGUUCUCAAUCUGAGAUUUGGGUUUGUUGGGGAGAAGGAGAAAGUUACCGUCUUUAUUAAUUUUGGCUGGGAACUGCCAUGACGAUUGAAGCUGUGGCAGAGGCGAGAAGCGACCCAAUGGCUAGGCAAGUGAAGAGGGCUGGAUAUGCAGGGCGGAGCGUUGUAGAGAGAAAGAGAGGUUAUAAGAAGAAGGUUAAGAGGUCAUCAUCACCACCUCAACCCUCUUCAGCUUCAAUGGCGCUCCAGAAUCUCUUCCAGUCUUGUAAAGAUGUGUUCAAAGGUCCUGGCACCAUUCCUCUGCCUCCUGAUGUCGAUAGACUGUGCCACAUACUUGACAAUAUGCAGCCAGAGGAUGUUGGCCUAAGCAGCAAGUUGCAGUACUUUAACCCUAAUAAUAAUAAUGCUCUAGUAGUCCAAGGCACUGUUAAUCAUCCUAGAGUCAGCUACACCACAAUUUACCAAUCCACCAACUUCUCUGUGAGUUACCUUUAUCUUCUUACUACUGCUUAUAUACAUUCACUACUUGCAUGAAUUUGCCUCGGUCUUACUUAUCGAAUAUACGAUUGCUUGCGAUGCAGUUGUACAUUUUCUUUCUCCCUGCUGGUGGUGUGAUCCCUCUCCACAACCAUCCUGGAAUGACGGUAUUCAGCAAACUCUUGCUAGGAGAGGUCCACAUCAAAUCCUACGACUUAGUUGACUGCCAGCAGGCUUCGAGUUCUAAACCCGUGCAAGCAGUGAGGCUGGCCAGGUUGGUAGCCGAUAAGGUCUACGAAGCUCCAUGCGACACAUCGGUACUGUAUCCAACGACAGGAGGCAACAUUCACCAGUUCAAGGCAGUUACUCCGUGCGCAAUCCUUGACGUGCUGGGUCCUCCUUAUUCGAGGGAAGAUGGGCGCGACUGCUCAUACUACCGGGAUUUUCCUUACCAAGACUUCUCGAGGAAUUGUGAAGGGGAAGAGGGAACACUGAUGGCAGAAGAGGAAGGGCGAGAGUAUGGAUGGUUGGAAGAGGUUGAAAUGCCUGAGGAAUCACAAAUGGACGGGAUUGAGUAUCUAGGUCCACAGGUUGUUGAGAAUGGAACCUGCUUCUGCUGAUUGAAUUGCCUGAAAUGGAGAUAAAGCUCCUCUUUUUGUUGGUCAUGUUGAGGGGUCGUCAUUUUUCUGUUUCUCCUGCAUGGUCCUUUCGCAAGCUAGUUAGAUUUUGUUGAUAGAGAGAGGGAGGGAGAGGAACAAAAUAGAGUUACUUUUUUUUUCUUCUGGUUUUGGUGUGUACAGUUUUCAGGGCUGGUCCUAGAGAAAGAGAGGCAAAACAUGAGUCAUUCAUGUCCUGCAGUGUAAAUCUGACCACGACUUGAGGUAUCAGUUUGUAGCCUUAUUUCCCGAAGAGUUUGAGUAUGGUAUCUGCAAGAGUAG
Messenger RNA from Linum tenue, 1819 nucleotides. Lineage: Eukaryota; Viridiplantae; Streptophyta; Magnoliopsida; Malpighiales; Linaceae. The record is from the annotation of a GenBank genome assembly.